Carya illinoinensis is the source of this 1164-nucleotide messenger RNA. RefSeq lists its product as uncharacterized. Bases 1 to 1164 code for a protein of 387 amino acids. The transcript is spliced from 3 exons. Lineage: Eukaryota; Viridiplantae; Streptophyta; Magnoliopsida; Fagales; Juglandaceae. The record is from RefSeq and is a predicted model, not a curated record.
AUGAAAGCUACUGGAUCCUCUUCCAGCACAGGUUUGCAUAUUCCUUAUCCCCUCUCCUCUGUUUUAUCUUACACUUCAUUAUCCCCAUCUUUCAAAGCAUUUACCACUUCCAUCUCCAUCCAUACCGAACCCACAUCACAUAUUCAAGCCCUUAAAGAUCCCAUCUGGCGCGAGGCGAUGGAGCAAGAACUCACUGCUUUAGAAAAUAAUGAGACCUGGUCCAUCGUCGAAUUAACCCAUGGCAAGAAGCUGAUUGAUUGCAAAUGGAUUUACCGCUACAAAUUCAAAGCCGAUGGAUCUAAUAAACGUGCUAAAGCAAGGUUGGUGGCAAGAGGCUUCACUCAACGUGAAGUUUCCAUUCACACUUUGCUUAUUGACGCUGCCAUAAAAGGAUGGGAUUUGCAACAGUUGGACAUCAAUAAUGAAUUCCUCUAUGGAGACCUUGAUGAGGAACUCUACAUGCGGCUUCCUCCCGAUUUAGCUUCAUCAAAAUCCAAUCAAUCAGACGAUAGUCUGUUCAUCAAGCACACGGUUUCCUCUUUCACAGCCCUAUUGGUUUACGUAGACUACAUCAUUGUCAUGAGCUCAAACAAUACAUCCACCGAUGAGGUCAAGCAAUUUUUAUCCACCAAAUUCAAGAUCAAGAACCUGGGCUCACUAAAAUAUUUUCUUGGAAUGGAAAUAGCUCGCUCAAAGGUUGGAAUACAACUUUGUCAACGGAAGUAUACCCUGGAUAUUUUAUCCGAGACAGGCUUACUUGCUGCCAAACCCUCCCCUUUGCCAAUGGAACCGAAUCUCAAACUCCAAAAAGACCAAGGUGAUGUGUUUCAUGAUCCUACUCUAUAUAGGAAACUAGUUGGUAAGUUGCUCUAUUUAACCAACACACGGCCUGACCUUAGUUACAGUGUUAAUCUUCUAAGUCAAUUUAUGGAGAUCCCACGAGUACCUCACUAUAAUGCUCUCCUUAAAGUCCUUCGGUAUCUCAAGGGUAACCUAGGCCAAGGUUUAUUUUUUUCUACCACUUCCUCCCUCAAACUCACUACCUACUCUGAUGCAAAUUGUGCCAAUUGCCCAGACAUCAGGAGAUCAACAACUGGGUUUUGUGUAUUUAUUGACAAGUCUCUUGUUGCCUGGAAACCAAAAAAACAGCACACAGUUUCAUGA